Molecule: messenger RNA, 1182 nt
Organism: Cladophialophora yegresii CBS 114405
Lineage: Eukaryota; Fungi; Ascomycota; Eurotiomycetes; Chaetothyriales; Herpotrichiellaceae
Exons: 3
Coding region: 1-1182 (393 amino acids)
Source: RefSeq, a predicted model, not a curated record
AUGUCCGGCGUAGUAAACUCCAAGACGCCCUCGCCCACACGCGACAAAGACAAGAAGCAUCGAUUUAGUCGCUUACUAGGGAAACGAGAGAAAACUCCUGAGCCUGCCCCUGGGGCUGGCCUUGACUCUGCCUACGGCAGCAGCGAAGGGAACAGUGGAGAGGGACCCCAAGGGGUUAUACCAGAGAAUGAGAGACACACCAGCGACAUUAUCCCCGCUGAAAAGAAUAGUGAGAUAGCGAACAUCGAUCAAGAUCGGAAUCUUGCUGUGAGGCCGUCCACUGGGGAGGUCUUCGAUGAGGAUACAGGCGAGGUAGUUACAGUGGUGACCACCACGACAACAACGACGACCACGACAACCACGAGGGGCGGCAAGAAGCACCAAGAUGUUCAAAAGGAUGUCAAGCGUGAGGUCCAGUCCGGUCCAGCCCAGCCGCCGCCGCACCUAUUGGAAAUGCCAGCUGGCCCUACAACGCCCGAGCCAGCAAAUUAUCUACCUGCUCAGACAUCCACGAGCACAACUCAUCAAGGACGGCCGCCGGUGACCACUGGAGGAAUGCUGGCGGCCGAACAGCCUCGUAUACCUGCGAAAAGCCCAAAGCGGAGGUCGGGCGAUUUCUCUCGGGAGACAACUAGAGACGGAUACCCCGGAUACCCCAUUGAUCAUGCCCCCGUAAGCCCCGUCGAACCUCAGCCUCCGUUUCUGAGUCGUGAUAGUGGCACGCCUCCGGCGAGUCCCUCGAGGCCCAAUUUCAGCUACCCCAGUCGAUCAUCCCUCACGACGGCGGGACAGCCACAGCGGCAUAACCAAACUACCAUUAACGACCUGAGAGCGGCAGCCAAGGGGCUCCACGGCGUCGGCGAGACUCUUCGGGGCACUCUGAACUCGACAAUCGAUCGCCGUUUCCCGUCGAAGAACCCAGAAAAAGCAGCCCGAACCAAUGCUUACAACGAGGAAGUCCUAGAAAGGGGCCGUACCGAGAUGGAAGGCAUCCCGGGGGGCUGGCCUGCACACGAAACCCCCGAGUAUCAUCCGGUGCCUGUCCACGACACUACUACGUUACCACAGGAGCCGGUGGCCCCAGGGACGGCGAGAGAAAUCUCGCCUACCGUGGACGAGAAGAAAGGCCUGCGGAAGCUGUUCAAACGUAAACCUGUGGCUGAACAAGGUAUGCCCAGAUGA